AUGGAGAUGCUAUAUAUUUUAAAGGGCUACGAAUACUUAAUGAAAUGGAAAGGAUGGUCUCUGGAGACGUCCACGUGGGAACCUUCACAAAAUGUAUCGCCAGAUCUGUUGAGGUAUGUUUUAUAACCGAAAGUUCUGCUUAUAGUACCUUUACCAAGCAAAAUAUUAUGAACUGAAUUUUUUUUAGAUUAUUUCUUAUGCUCUGUUGGUAUUGGUAUUAUUUUUAAAAAUGAGUUCUGAUUCUACUCUACAUUGAGCAUGCCUGGAAAAGGAGAAUUUUCAUCUUGACAGAUACAAAAUUCAGUUUGGAUCUUGAUUGUUGUAGCUGAAAGUCGGGAAUGCAACUUGCACAAUAAUAUUUCAUUUUGGUCUCAAAGAAUUUCGUCUUGACCCAGCACUCCUAGGAGGCUUUUCUACAGGCAUGACAUUGAACACAGUAAAAAUGCAGUUCAACACACAAGUUUUACUGAUUAAUUUCAAUUUGCAGAAACUAUGAGGAACCACCAAUAACGAAUGAGACACUGCAAGUGGCAUCCUCGCAAUUUGCCUGUGGUGUCACUAGUGCCUUUUGGAGUCGACGAUCAGCACUGGUUUAUAUCACCAUCAAUUUAGAUGUGUGGAGAUAUGUGGUAUUUCAAAAAGGGGUUCCCUCUGAACACCGUGGUCAUCAUUUGUUCGAAAUGGAAGACUUUGGUUAA
Messenger RNA from Paramuricea clavata, 698 nucleotides. Lineage: Eukaryota; Metazoa; Cnidaria; Anthozoa; Malacalcyonacea; Plexauridae. The record is from the annotation of a GenBank genome assembly.